CAAUUCCACAGUUGAUUCACCCUCGUACCCUUAAAGUCGCUCGCAGGCUUGACACCGAGCUCUCGUUUAAAUUUAAGCCCAUUGACAAAAAAAAUUUUAUUUCAAAACUAGAAAUUAUUUCGUCAUUUUCUCAAUAAUUUAAUUUUUUUUCGACUUCCCAUUAACAAAAAAAAAAAAAAUUAGGUGUGAUUACUAAUUAAUUUAUUAUUUGGAAGAAUAAUGAAGUGAAAAUAAAAUUGAGGAAAAAUACAGAAUUUUAAUAAAUUUAGGCAACAAAAAAAAAAUAAAAAAUAAACUAAAUACUGGGAUGUCGUGUAGUAAUAAAAAAACAAGUAAGCCCUCAGUGAUCCAGAUAAUGAACUUGGAAACAAAGAUGAUUGCGUGUUUGUGGAUCAUCUUCACCCUCGUAAAUGUUGCGUUUGGUCAACCGAAUUUUUACACUCAUGGUCGAUAUGGUAAACGUGAAGAGACUCUGCCGACGGAUCAAUUAAAUUUCAAUUUUGGAAGCCGAUACGGACGAGGUGAAAAAUUCGAAUUAAAGGCAACAAAUGAAAAUGAUGAAAAAUCAAACGAAAUAAUGGCACGAGUCGAUCGUUUUUUUCUUGGAAGUCGCUAUGGAAAACGAGGAACCACCAAUAAUUUAAAUGAUAACAGUACUGAAAAAUUUAUUUACUUAAAUAACAUAAGAGAUGCACUGAGAUAUUACUACCGUUUACGUCGUGAAGCUAAACAAUUAUCGAGUGAUGAUAUGAAUACUGCUGAUAAAAAAAAUGGAAAUUUUAUUAAUAACAAACCAUCACUUUCAAAGGCGGAUUCUGCAGAGCCAAUGAAUAGCGAAUAAAAUUUUAAUAACAACAAAAAAAUAAAUUAUAGUAUCCCAAAUUUCAAAUUCUACAUAAAAUUUACUAAUCCCCGAAAAAAGCGCAAGCAAUCAAUAAAAAUAUAUAUAAAAAAAAAAUUAAUUUUUUCUCAAAACGCUUUUUCUUAAUUUGAAAUUUACAAUUUCAUAAUAAAGAAAAAAAUAAAUAAACAAAGCAAACAUACCAAAUUUAUGCUGUCACUAAUUAUAAUGAAUAAUAAUUUAUCUCUAAAUUAAAGUAUAUUUUCAAGCGUAAAUAAUUAUUCUGACUUGUAUAAAAUAGUAUCCUCGUAAUUAUUUAAAGGUCAAUUGAAAAAAAAAUAAUAGUACAUAUAUAUGAUAAAUAUAUACAAGAUAUUUCUAUUAAGCGAAAGUCUAACGACGGUCUUGAAGAUCGAUUAUCGAAUCUGUCAUGCUUGAUACCCAACAAUUUUUUUUUUAUUCAUACACCAACUUCCUACUGUAAUUUGUGAAAAUACUUUUCUUCGAUAAAUAUAUAUACACGCAUUUAAAUAAUUUAUCAUUAAUUAUACAUAUAUAAUUAUAUUUAUAAAUUAUUAACAAACUUCAAAUUUAUGUACAUGAGUUACAGAAAAAAAAAAAAAUA
Molecule: messenger RNA, 1466 nt
Organism: Microplitis mediator
Lineage: Eukaryota; Metazoa; Arthropoda; Insecta; Hymenoptera; Braconidae
Exons: 4
Coding region: 308-841 (177 amino acids)
Source: RefSeq, a predicted model, not a curated record